AUGGGCGCAUACGUGAAGCUGCUUGAAUAUGACAACAUCGAUGGCAUGAUCCUCCUCUCAGAACUCUCUCGCAGACGUAUUCGCAGUAUCCAGAAGCUCAUCCGCAUUGGGCGCAAUGAGGUGGUUAUCGUGCUUCGUUACAUCGAUCUGUCAAAGCGACGUGUUUCUCCCGAGGAUGUCAUCAAGUGCGAGGAACGUUACAACAAGAGCAAGGCAGUGCACUCUAUCAUGCGCCACGUCGCAGAGGCGACUCAGACCCCCCUGGAGACCCUAUACGAGAACAUCGGGUGGCCUUUGAACCAAAAAUAUGGCCACGCGCAUGAUGCCUUCAAGAUCUCCAUUACAAACCCCACCGUCUGGGAUGAGAUCACCUUCCCCAGCGAGCCCGUCAAGAAUGAGCUGCAGCAAUACAUCAACAGCAAGCUAACCCCGCACCCCACCAAGGUCCGUGCCGAUAUCGAGGUCACCUGCUUUGGUUACGAUGGAAUCGAUGCUGUCAAGGAUGCCCUCCGCACCGCUGAGGCCGACAACACCCCCGAGAACCAGAUCAAGGUCAGGCUGGUGGCUCCUCCUCUCUACGUCCUGGCCAGCCAAUGUCUCGACAAGACACUCGGUGUGAAGUUGCUUGAGGAGGCCAUUGUGAAGAUCGAAAAGAGUAUCAAGGCGAACGGCGGUAGCUGCACCGUGAAGAUGGCACCUAAGGCCGUGACUGAGCACGACGAUGCGAUUCUGCAGGAGCUCAUGGAGAAGCGCGAGCGUGAGAACACCCAGGUCAGCGGAGAUGAGGACUCCGAAAGUGAUGAGGGAGUUCCCGAGUAG
Penicillium egyptiacum is the source of this 819-nucleotide messenger RNA. NCBI's taxonomy places the organism in Eukaryota, Fungi, Ascomycota, Eurotiomycetes, Eurotiales, Aspergillaceae. The record is from the annotation of a GenBank genome assembly.